AUGCUUGUAGACACCGGGAGUUCCAUGGACGUGUUGUUUAAGGACACGGUGACACGAAUGCAUUUGUCUCCAGACCUGAUACGACCAUCGGACUCGGUACUAGUAGGAUUUUCGGGGGCACCUGCUAAGGUGAUCGGGCGCGUGCGCCUCCCCGUCACCUUGGGUGACGAAGAGCAGCGGGUCACACAUGCUAUUGUCUUCGGGAUCAUGGAUUGCCCAUCCCCUUACAACGCCAUACUUGGAAGACCUCUUUUAGCUCUGUUUAAUGGUGUGGCGUCUACUUGCCAUCAGACGCUGAAGUUCAUCCAAACCGCCCCAUCCCACAUACAAAUCACCUGA
Messenger RNA from Linum trigynum, 339 nucleotides. NCBI's taxonomy places the organism in Eukaryota, Viridiplantae, Streptophyta, Magnoliopsida, Malpighiales, Linaceae. The record is from the annotation of a GenBank genome assembly.